AUGAAUUUCUCGAGACUGAUCUCUCUUGCACUAUGCGCGGCAGCAGCGUCCGCUAGCAGGCUCUUCGUCUCCUCCUACGCAGGAAACGUCACAUCUCUAGCCCUCACCGAGAAGGACGGCGCAUACUCUCUGACUCCCACCUACAACGCAACUGAGUGCGGCACAUCUCCUUCAUGGCUCACUCUCGACGCCACCAACGGUCUUCUAUUCUGCGUCAACGAGGGCAUGGCCACUUCAAAUGGCUCCCUUAGCUCCUUCAGAGUCAACCAAGACGGCUCACUAUCUCACGUCCAAAACCUCACAACUCUCGCCGGCCCAGUCCACGCCACACUAUACGGCAACCCGUCAGGCAGACGAGGUAUUGUCCUCGCCCACUACGGCAGCGCGAUCAGCACCUACACACUCAAGGCUGCCGGUCCAGGCGACGCAGGCGUCGACUUCAGCUCUUCCCAAACCUUCACCGCCAGCCCAGGUCCAGUCGCCGACCGACAGAACGCUCCUCAUCCUCACCAAGCCAUCCUCGACCCAACAGGAAAAUACAUGCUCGUCCCUGAUCUAGGCACCGACCAGAUCCGAGUCUUCUCCUAUAACAGCGACAACCUUGCUCUGAACCCGCUCGACUCCCUUGUCACCGACCCAGGCGCCGGUCCUCGCCACGCCGCCUUCUGGACACCAAAUGGUGUUUCGUGCGAAAACUGCACGACCUUCUUGUAUGUCGUUAAUGAGAUCAGUGGAACUGUUGCCUCGUAUAAAGUCAGCUAUCGCGAGAACAAUGCCGGUUUACGGUUCGAGCUCAAGGACACCCAGAACGCCCUGGGUCAUCUCGUCAGUCCUCAACGCAAUGCGCCUAGCGAGAUUAGUGUUUCGCCCGACAACCGCUUCCUCCUCAUCGGCAACCGCAACGACACAACUUUCAACCCUCCAAACAAAGACAAAUCAGCAACGAUCAAGUCAGACAGUAUCUCGACCUUCGCCCUCAAUGGCGACGGCAGCUUGAUGUUUGUCCAGGCUGCGCCGGCUUAUGGUAGCUACCCUCGACAUUUCAGCACUAACAAGGCUGGAAACUUGAUUGCUGUGGGGCUACAGAAGAGUAGUGAGGUUGUGGUGUUCAGUAGAGAUGUGGUUACAGGAUUGAUUGUUAAGCCUGUUGCUAUGGCUAGGAUUGAGGGAGAGGUGUCGUCGGUUGUUUGGAAUGAGUAG
Messenger RNA from Lithohypha guttulata, 1200 nucleotides. RefSeq lists its product as uncharacterized. The transcript has 2 exons. Lineage: Eukaryota; Fungi; Ascomycota; Eurotiomycetes; Chaetothyriales; Trichomeriaceae. The record is from RefSeq and is a predicted model, not a curated record. Gene Ontology annotation, molecular function: protein binding; 6-phosphogluconolactonase activity. The coding region runs from base 1 to 1200 and encodes 399 amino acids.